Amoebophrya sp. A120 is the source of this 3999-nucleotide messenger RNA. The record is from the annotation of a GenBank genome assembly. NCBI's taxonomy places the organism in Eukaryota, Dinophyceae, Syndiniales, Amoebophryaceae.
AGCAACUCAUUUAAGUUUUGCUUGUAACGGCUUUUUUUGAAAACGAACAAUUCGUAUUUUCCUCCGACAAAAAGGAGUCCAAGGCUAUUUUCAUUUUUGAAAGACAAUAGAAUUGGAAAGAUCGUGCGCACUACUCGCGAAACUGUGUGAAAGUGUUAAUAUGAUCUCGGUCUCCCGGACCUGGACUUCAUGGUAUUAGGACUAGCUCAUAGUAGAAAUAAAGGACGGAGAACAGCGACGCUAAGGCACGAGAAGGCUACAACGGAAUAACUUUUUCGCUUGGCCCACCUGUGUCUAGUAGUUUUACAAUCGAAAAGAAGAAAACGAGAUGCAACGACAACAAGGAACAAACUUACGAGGUUUCUACCACUUAUCAACCUGUUGAACUACGACUUGAGUACUAUCGAAAAAUAAGCGACAUCAUAAGGCUACAAAUCAGAACAUCAAUCCAUCGUUAAAGGGAAGAACCACCGGAAGAUCGAACGACAGGGCGAAGCCGUCGACCACCUCCACGUUGGUAUUCCAGAAGCGAUUUUGGCCAGACUAGGCUACAUCGCUCGAUACCCAGAAUAAAGUGGACGAAGAUAACGAAAGGCAAUGAACUUCCAACUCCAAGCCUGAUCGAGAACGACAGAUGAAAUAAACGAAGCAAGCUGGAGCUGCUCCUGCUGUGUCAAGAAGCACCACACAGAAGACCAUUGUUUUUUGCCUCUGUUCCUGCUCGUAAUAAAGUGCGGCGACUUGAUAAAAACAGCGAAUUCAUCGAUCAAAGCAGCUACAACAUCCGUCGAAUAAAAGUUACUUACCCAGCUUUAUCAGAAGCGCAGCCAUGGCGGGUUCACUGGACGACUCUUCCGUGGUACGGCAGUUCGAAAAUGGGCUGUACUGCCAGUCGAUCGUCAGCGUCGUGUUUAUGGCGUUCGCCAUGACACUCAUCCUCCUCGGGAGACGGGGGGAAUUUUUCACGCGAUUCGCCAUCGGUUUCAUCGCUAUGCUGGCGGUGUUGCUGGCGUGGCCGAUUUAUCAAAUGUAAAAAUGUCUGGGUCUGGAAGAGUCAUGCGGCUUUUGCAUGACACAGAGGGUCUGGCAUGGAAGCUCUAGCAUCACAGGUUUCGAGAAGCUGCCGCAGUGCCGAAUCCGCAUGACAAAUGCCCCACUUUGGUGACAAAAAGUGGGCAGCUUUUGCUGCCUAUGCGUGAGAGACUUUUAUGUGUUGUGAAAUGCGCAUCACAAGUUGCAUUAUUCCAGACCCAGACAUAUUUGCAAUGCAUACGAUUAUUUUGAGCAAGCUGUCCGCGUCCAUCCACGUGGAAAGCCAGUACGUUUUUCUCGUGUUCUGGGUCGCGCCGUGUGCAAUCGCAGGCUUGUUGCUGGCCUGCUUUCUGAAAGAGAAGUUUUUCUUCAUCGCCGGCGCGGCGGCGGGCUGGUUCGUUGCGGCGCCGUUGAUUGGACUUGUCAAGUACCUCAUCCACUUCUCCAGGGGCGAGAAUUACAACGCAGCCGAGGCCACGGGAAACUGGGGGGACAUCAUGUAUUUUGAUUUUUUUUCCAUAAAUGGUUCGAGUUUGUACUUGUCCGCUGUGUUCAUGCGGCGUCUGCGAUGUUGUAGUUUACACUUUCAACUCAAAGUGAAAGCGGUACUAGAAUAGAGGUAGGGGGAGUCGGUUCUUCGAAACUAAGAAAUAAUUAAACCACGACCUCCUACAUUUCAGGUGGAUUCUCGUCACAAUCGGCAUCAUGAUCGGAUGUGGUUUUCUGGUUAUGUGCAUGGAGAAGAAGCUCCGCCCUUGGGUGUACUCCCUCUUCACUGCCGGUCUCUUUAGCUCGGCGUUCGGCGAAUUUCUCAUCCUGAUCGGCGCCUGGGCCGCCAUGGCUGGCGCAUCAACGAAGGAACAGUGCAUGGAGCAACUUCUGGACGAUACGAUCUCGAUCGGAGAGAGCGGGCACCGGGACUUUGGCGUGUACAGUUUACUUAAAACUUCCUACAACCUUUCAUUUAUCUUCUUGUGGUCUUCUAUUUUUUCCAUAUUGCCAUUGUUUCUGUCUGAGCGACAGUGCUCACGCGCAGCUCUAUGGUGCGGCUAGUCGGAAGAUUCAUGAACGAGAUUUCGACCCUUCGCAAACCCGCCAGGGAUGAUGUAAUUCAGCAACUACACAACACAGGUGGACGUGGCAAACCGUUUUUCCAAUGCGGCUCCCCCUGCCGCUGAUGGGGUUGCGUGACGCGCACUUGUACGCAAACCUGGAUCGGUUGGAAGCAGACCUCGAGAACAUCAACUUUCCCGCCGACAAGGCCGCCGCCAUCCUUCAAGCCUACUCCAAACAGUUUCGGUUUCAGGACGGAUUGGUCGCCUGGGGCGUGCUCCUCGUUUGCUUUCUCUUCACGUUUGUACUGGCUUUCAGGGGCUGCAAGAAGAAGUGUUGCUCCGGAUUCUGUUUUCCGGGCUACAAAGACACCGCAGCCGGCGACGGCAUGAACGGAGGACCGAAGCCAACCGCGACCAGUCCGUUUUACCACCGAUACGGCGGGCCGCGGAAAGUUGCGGAGAAGAACCACUGGGAGUCGGAGUCCGAGGUAAGCAAUUACGAUUCCGACUCGGAUGACGAGCUGUACAUGGAAGAGUACAUCUACGAGUCGGACGACAGCUUGGCCUUUUGAAGGCCCACCUUCGGCGGGACUUCAUCUGGAAGAGUUUGACGGUAAAAGUUGUGCUGUUACACAGCAAGUGUUGUUGACGCUGUGUGUGAUGUACACUUACAACUUACACAUCUAGAGAACAAAGGAAACGAAAAGAAAUCAUCGCUAGUACGUCUACGCUGUGCCCCGCAAUCCGGACUCUCGGCCAGGUCUGCGAAUGCUCUGGUUGAUAGCUAAGUACAGAACUGCUCUUAAGAAUACCUCGCCUUCAACAAUCUGCUGCACGUGGAAUUUUGACUACAACUUUGACACCCUAGAAUACAGUAGAGUUGCUCGGCUAAGUAUCUACUUUUGAUUUUGUCUCGCAUUAUGUAUCAACGACGUGAUCGUUUGACUUCUGUUCCGAAAAUAUUGUACGAUCUGAAUACUUUGUACUUGUUGUAUCCACCCAAUCUCAAGGAUUAUCGGGGUAAAGCUUUUCUGACCGAUUCUGGUUCUGCUCUCUCGUUCUACAAUGCCCGUACAUACUUUCUUUCACCUCAAGGAGGACUACUGAGCCAGAACUCCGUCCUGAAGUGACGGGCAAGUGGUUGAUAUCGAUACAUAUGAUAAUUUGUAUCCAAAUGUUUAGCUCUUCAGUCCUCUGGUGACGGAGUUCCCCUUGUUGUAAAAAAAGUUUUGGAUAGAUUUGACGCAUUUGAAGCUGUGCAGUGAUGCACUACCCUAAUAAAGGCACUCCCAGCUUCACUGACUCACAGAAACAAAUAAUGACAAUUUAUAUGAUUCGGCGGCAUCAAAUGAAUUUGAAUUUGUUCUGUAGCUGUAUGACGAGGCAACCUCAACCUCAAUCAUCAUCAGGGUAUUGUAAUUAAAUGGGGUGCGUUAUUCUUCUGUCUUGUCCAGUGUUUGAUUCUAAUGUGUGUGUGUAAGCGCAUGGAAAGGAUUCAUCUUCCUCUUUUCGUUUUAUCCGUACCAAAUUAUGUUGUUCUUGUUGCAUAGUUUAAUACAGAAAUAAUGCUUCAGGAAUUUGAGAAGGAUGUAAUAGUGCUUGUGUGGUACUAGCUGGUCUGUUUUUUUGCGCUUUCUGUAGUUUCUUUUUCCUACUUUUAUCUUUUGGAAAUGGAAAAACUUACUUGAGUGCAUCACUUUAUGGUAUGGAAGCUAUCAAGUGGAAGAUUGAAUCAAAAAACGGAAAAAAGAGAAACACCUUCUUCGGUCCGUCGGUGCACUUCUCUUCUUCGCAAAGGAGAAGUUUCUCAUGCGAGAAGCCCUGCUCGUGCUCCCCUUCGGAAACCUGAUGAAGUGAAAUUGCAAUUUUCGUCAAAAAUUCCAAGAAUCAGGCUGCCCCGCCGAACGUGAAC